Phycodurus eques (leafy seadragon) is the source of this 1172-nucleotide messenger RNA. RefSeq names its product NSL1 component of MIS12 kinetochore complex (gene nsl1). Bases 18 to 779 code for a protein of 253 amino acids. The record is from RefSeq and is a predicted model, not a curated record. Gene Ontology annotation, cellular component: MIS12/MIND type complex; kinetochore. The transcript is spliced from 6 exons. NCBI's taxonomy places the organism in Eukaryota, Metazoa, Chordata, Actinopteri, Syngnathiformes, Syngnathidae. Gene Ontology annotation, biological process: mitotic sister chromatid segregation.
GCCAUUCAAAACAAACCAUGGCGGUAAAAAUGGACGCGCAAGAUGUAAGAAAAUCGCUCGCCGGUGAGACAAACGAAGAAUUCCGAGUGCGGCUGACGUCUAAAAAAGAAACUAUCGAACAGAUAAAUCAGUACAAAGCGAUUUUAAACAAAGCACUGGACGGACAAACGGGAAUUCCGGAGAAAACGAAGCGACUUUUACUUGAGCAGCUGCUGACGGACUUUGAGGCUGCCGUUCAAGCAAACGUGUUGGUGAAUGGACAGACGUGGGACGAUGCCCCAAAUGACGAUGAUGAGGACAAGUUGGCCCACCUGGAGAAGACGCUGGACGAUGCCAUCAUGGAGACGGUGUAUAAGCGACGCGCAUUCCCCCCGCAAAUCCUGCGCUCGGCGUUGCGCUCCCUCAAAGCGGAGAGGCAACUUCUGGACUGUUAUGAAAAACCAGUCAAACCUCAACAGAUGCUCACAGAUCCUCAGACAGAAAACUUGAUGAAGGACCUGUCAGAUCGGACAUCUGGACUGGCAAAGCACACCACGCAAGUCAUCAAGUCCAUCUACAUGCUGGAGAAUCAGGCCAAACUCUUACACGAGGUGAUCAACACGAAACCCAAUCAGGCGUCGGAAGAAGUGCAUCGAGAUGUGUUUGGCAGCAGCCAAACAGCAGAAGCUCCGCCUCGCCCACCGAACCCGACCCAGAGCGGCGAGAUGCGGAAGCAGCAGUCGACCCGACGAGACGCGGAUGACGCUGUCACCUCGGCGGGAUACGUGGGAAAAAAGUAAAAUAAGAAACAGAUAUUUCAACACAAAAAAACAUGAUUUCCUACACUUCCCACCCACCAAAAAUGUCACCUUUUCAACCAAACCUUUCCUCCUUUUGACCCAAUAUUCCCAUAUUAUGACAUAUUCUACAUUAUUCCCUCCUCAUUCAACAUUUCUCGACCGAUUGACACCAUUGGAAUAUUCAGCUCACUUCACUUCAUUCAAUAUCGUUUCACAUUAUUGUACAUCAUUCCAUGUAAUUCGACAUGAUUCAAUAGCAUUCCACAGGGUUUCAACCAGCAUUUCACCAUUCACACGCAAUUUCUCCAGGAAUUGCACAGGCUAGCUGUAUGUUGAACUCUGUGUACAUUUAAUAAACACAGUGACCGAGCCAUCAAUUUUGUCUUGACUGAA